Molecule: messenger RNA, 1636 nt
Organism: Rhodotorula graminis WP1
Lineage: Eukaryota; Fungi; Basidiomycota; Microbotryomycetes; Sporidiobolales; Sporidiobolaceae
Exons: 21
Coding region: 1-1467 (488 amino acids)
Biological process (GO): transmembrane transport; carboxylic acid transport
Cellular component (GO): plasma membrane
Molecular function (GO): carboxylic acid transmembrane transporter activity
Source: RefSeq, a predicted model, not a curated record
AUGCCAGGCUCGAGCUCUUCGACCGCGGCACCGAGCAAGCCUCCUCGCACCAUGGGCAAGAUCGCGAUGGUCUUUGCAUGCGGCACUGCGCUUGUGUCUGACGGCUACGUCAACUCGGCAGCGGGCACCGUCAAUACGCUCCUCGCACGCAUCUACCCGGACGAGUACGGCAAGAACCACUACAGCGAGUUAUUCUCCGGCAUGGCGUACCUUGGCACGAUCAUCGGCAUGCUCUUUUUCGGCUACUUUGUCGAUCGUUACGGGCGCAAGUACGGCAUGCUCGCUUCCUCGUGCCUCAUGAUCCUCGGUUCGGCCCUGUGCGCCGGCGCCUAUGGUGCGGGCGGAUCGACGCAGGGCAUGUUCGCUGCGCUCAUCGUCUAUCGAUUCAUCGCGGGCCUCGGCAUUGGUGGCGAGUACCCGAGCGGGUCCGUCGCGUCGAGCGAGGCCACAGCCGAGGAGGGCAUCGACGACCGUGUCCGAAACAUGCUCUUUGUCCUCAGCACCAACACCGCGAUCGACGUAGGCUUCGUGGCCGCUGCCGUCGUCCCUUACGUUCUUCUCUUCAUCCUCGGCGAGUCGCACUUGCGGGCCGUCUGGCGCCUUACUUUCGGCCUUGGCAUCGUUCCUGCGCUCCUCAUCCUCCUCUGGCGGCUGCGGAUGCCGAGGGAGCCGACCCGGUUCCGCGAAUCUUGCAUCAAGCGCAACGUCCCGUACAAGCUCGUCAUGAAGCGCUACUGGCGGUCCUUCGUCGGCGUUUCGUGUGCGUGGUUCCUGUAUGACCUUUAUUCGUCAAUCAUCGUCGACCAGGUUACCGGCGGCGACGACUCGCUCAAGACCGUGUUCAAAUGGGGGAUUUGCAUAAACAGCUUCUACCUGCCGGGCACAAUUAUCGGCGCGCUCCUGGUCGACUGGCUCAAGCCCAAGCGCCAGCUCGUCAUCUUCCUGUGCCUCCAAGGUGCCGUCGGCUUGAUCAUGUCAGGCCUCUACGAACGCCUCGUCGCCCACAUCGCCGCGUUCAGCGUCGUGUACGGCAUCUUUCUCAGCCUGGGAGAGAUAUCUGCUGGUAAUUGCCUUGGCCUCCUCGCGUCCAAGACGUGGCCGACGGCGGUGCGCGGUCAACUCUACGGUCUCGCUGCGGCCAUCGGUAAAGUCGGCGCGUACGUUGGCGUGUGGGUCUUCCCCCGGAUCAUCGCGGCAUUCCCGAAGGGUGUCAGCCAGACGCGUGGGCCGUUCUACGUCGGGUCCGGCCUCUGCUUCCUCUCUGCCAUCAUCGUCUUCCUUCUGGUGCCCGAGGUUCAACGAAAUUCGAUGACCCAGAUCGACGUCGACUUUCGCGAAUACCUCGUUGCGUCGGGCUACGACAUCAGCCAGAUGGGCCAGCUCGACGCGAGCGACGACGAGAGGAGCUCGCUCGACCACGACAAGAAGCCGCACCACCGCGUCGAGUCCUUCACGACGACGACCUGAACGGGCUCGCCUGCCCACCGAAUCGAUGUCGGACGGGCGGCAUCUCUCGAGCAGGUCACAUUCGGCGACGCGGCGCUGUUCUCGUCCUCCUCUCCUCGUGACCGACAGCCUCAACGCGCCCCUCCUCGUCUCUCUCCCGUAGUACUGUUGCAUCUUCCUCUUCUGUGUC